This is a messenger RNA of Candida albicans SC5314, 3426 nucleotides long. RefSeq names its product Bem3p (gene BEM3). The record is from RefSeq and is a predicted model, not a curated record. Gene Ontology annotation, molecular function: phosphatidylinositol binding. Lineage: Eukaryota; Fungi; Ascomycota; Pichiomycetes; Serinales; Debaryomycetaceae. The coding region runs from base 1 to 3426 and encodes 1141 amino acids. Gene Ontology annotation, cellular component: cytoplasm. The transcript has a single exon. Gene Ontology annotation, biological process: signal transduction; regulation of GTPase activity.
AUGAUGAAAUCAACUACAAUAAUGGCAAGGUCUAUUUCCCAAGAUUCACGUCAUGAAUAUCCAAAUUCAGAUACAAAACUUGAACGAACUCAUUUAAGUGAUGCUCAAUACAUUGAACAGUUAUUAUUUGAAAAUAAAGAGUUGAAAGCAUUAGUUGAUCGACAAAAGAAAAUUAUUGAAAAAUUAAAUAAUCAACUCAAAUCAAGCAAUGGUAAUAAAUUGACAUUGGAUUUGAUUAAUAAUAGAACACCACCACUAUCACAAAAAUCAUCACUUGAUAACCCUGAACCAGAACCUGAACCAGAGCCUGAGCCUGAACUUCAGACAUCAACAGCCACUGAAGUUUGUUUUAAACGUGUGUCAGCUGCAUUGUCUCCAACUUUAGUCACAAUACCAAAAUCACCUCAACGAUCCAUCAGUAAUCAUAGUAUGCAGUUAUCACCAACUAGACAAAUACUUUCUGUACAAAGGCAAGAGAAUAUGGCAGAUGCUACUUCUUCUGACCCUGUGACACAAGAUAUACCAUUGAGAUCAUCUAGAAGAAGACGCAACUCCAAUGAAAGUAAAUCUUUGGAUAAGAAAGCUUCAUAUAUUUCCCUUGAAUCUUCUACUACUCCGUUACAAAUACCCAAUUCAAUGUCUAAUGAAAGCACCCUGUCAUCAUCAUAUCAAACAAAUGGUAAUGGAAGAGCAAAUGAGUAUGCAUCUAUUAAAUCACCAGAUUUUGAAGUGGACUUGGGUAACAUUACGCUGAAGAGUGAUACUAUAAAUAACACUUUUGAUAGUAAAAUGGGGAUGGAUACUACUAUUGGAACUGUUGAUUCAAUUGAUUCUGGUAAAAUUAAUGAAACAGUGGAAAGUCAAUUUAGUACAAUGGAAAGUACGAAAUCACAACUUGAUAUUUCUGGCUCAAGUACUGCUACUGGAACUGGAACUGGAAGUAGCACUCUUGGUGCCGCUGCAUCAUCAUCUUCAACUGGGGUAUCAAAAAUAUAUUCUCAAAGUAAAGGAAUUGCUAGAAGUAGUAGUAGUGUGGGCUCUACUUAUAAAUCGUCACGAAUUAAACCACCAAAUUUGCAAACGAAACCUAGUAACAGUAGUACUGUUGAUCUAGCACCUCCUACGUCGUUGAAAACAGCAGCAUCAAAUAUUAGUUCGCUGGUCGAACAAAAGUCACCUUCAUUGCAAUAUGAUACCAGUCCACAAAUCCAAAGUGAUACCAAUAUCAAGUCACAAUUGGCACCUCCAUAUGAAAUGCUGAAAUCUAAUAAUGAACAAGCGCCACCGGUGCCGCCACCAAAACCAAACUCAAAGCCUACUUUGAAUUUACUGAAUCAAUCAAGCAGGCUGACUGGUGACUCUAAUCAAUUUGCAACGAGUUAUGAUGGACCAGCUACACCAAGACCAACAAUUCAAACACCAAAUACAUCAUCUUUUAACGUUAAUAGUGCUCCACAAACCCCUGGAUCCAGUUUUAAUGUUUUGCACACCCCUAAAACAGAUAUGGAUGAAUCAUCAUUGUUUAUUAAACCAGAUGAGUUCCAUACGAUAUUUAUUUCCGUUAUCAGUACUAUUCAUGUUGAUUUGAUGAAUCAAACUCUGAAAAAAAGUGACGAUCCAAAUGUUACCAUUACAAUCAAUGAUCGAGAAACAAAUAAAGAGAUGUGGAAAAUACGGAAAACUUUUUCUCAAUUGGUUAUAUUUGAUUCAGAAAUACGACCAAUUGUAGAAUAUUUUGGAUUACCUCCAUUACCUGAUAAACAAUUAUUUGUUAGUUCGACACCAGCAAAAAUUGAAACGAGAAGAUUGGCUUUACAAAAUUAUUUUAAUUCAAUAUUUGUCAUGCCUCAUAUUCCACGAAUGGUUUUAUAUUAUAUUUGUCGAUUUUUAUCAUUAGAUUUUGUUAAUCCGUUAGAUGAUUUCAAAAGUGGAGCUAGAAAGGAAGGUUUCCUUGUACGUCGUUAUAAAGGUUUAGGAGCAACUUGGAAAAUACGUUGGUGUCAAGUUGAUGGACCGUAUAUGGAAAUAUAUGAAAAUCCUGGAGGUUCUAUAUUGGAACAAAUUCAAUUAACUGGUGCUCAAAUAGGAAGACAAUCAUCAGAUGCCGUUGCUGAAGAUAAGGGGUAUCGUCAUGCAUUUUUAAUUAUGGAAUCACUGAAAUCUUCUAAAUUACAUUCAUCAGUUCCUAAACAUUUCUUUUGUGCUGAAUCUAAUGAGGAAAGAGAUGAUUGGGUCACUGCAUUAAUUGAAUUUACCGAGGAUGCAUCAGAAUCAAUAGAGAAUUCACCACAACAACCGCAAUACCAUCAACAACAACAGUAUGAUAGAUCCAGUGCCUAUGAUUCAUUAAGUACUCCAAGUACAAGGUAUGACCAUACUAAUGAUGAUUUGAAACCAAAUAGUCUGAAUAUAUUUGCUACACCAGCAUCUAUAGCUGCUUCAGUUGCUGAUCUGUUGUCGACAUAUACAAUGGGUGUUGUUGGUGGUGAAGAUCAAUCACAAAAACAAAAACCCAAGAAGAGAAGUUAUUUCCCAUUUAGAACAAAGACUAAUUCAUCUAAUGAUGAACCAGAAGAUCAACACAGUCAACAUAGUCAUCCAGAUAAUAAUAAUCAUCUUCUGUUGCCAAAUACAGGAAUGAUAAAUAGUCAAAAUACGUAUACACAACAGCAGUACCAACAACAAUACCAACCAUCUGGAUAUCCAAAUGGACAUCAACAACAACAACAACCAUCUUCUUCAGGAUUUUCAGGUUCAGAAGAUAAUAUGCAACAAUAUUUAAGUCAAAUGAAACUUGAUGAAGAUUCCGCCAAGAAAAUAUUUGGUAGUGAAUUAGAAAUUGCAUUUGAAUUAUCAAAUCAUGAAUUUAUGGGGAGGAAAAUUCCUAGUAUUUGUUAUCGAUGUUUAGAUUUUUUAAUGAAAACGGGAGCAAUUUAUGAAGAAGGUAUAUUUCGAUUAUCUGGAUCAGCAUCAAGUAUUCGACAAUUGAAAGAUCAAUUUAAUACUCGAUAUGAUGUUGAUUUAUUUCAAUCUUCAUUAAAACCAGAUAUUCAUACCGUUUCUGGACUUUUCAAAAGUUAUCUUCGAGAAAUGCCUACUCCGAUAAUUGGUGGUAAUGCUGUAAAUCAUUUAAGUGCUUUAGUUUCCCAUAAUACUUAUCAACAACAACAACAAGCAACAGGGAUGUCGAAUUCGGAUUUGGCAAUUGUAUUUAGAGAUUAUUUUAAUGAUGUUAAUAAUGUUGAUCAAAUUCAUUAUGAUUUAUCAUUUUUGGUGUUUAGUUUUUUGAGACAAAUUAUUCAACAAAGUGAUAUUAAUCGAAUGACAUUGAAAAAUGUGGGCAUUAUAUUUGAACCAACUUUAAAUAUUAAUGUUGAAGUUCUUUGUAUAUUUUUGGUUGAAUUUGAUACUAUUUUCGGUGUAUAG